Messenger RNA from Cantharellus anzutake, 309 nucleotides. RefSeq lists its product as uncharacterized. Lineage: Eukaryota; Fungi; Basidiomycota; Agaricomycetes; Cantharellales; Hydnaceae. The annotation marks the transcript as partial. The transcript has 2 exons. The record is from RefSeq and is a predicted model, not a curated record.
CAGAGGGACUACAACCACCUCCUUGAUGAACUCGAAUAUCGUGCAAUAUCACAUCAGUUUGAAGUUGAGAAAAUGGGACUUCCAAGGACAGAUUACAAGGCUCGCCAGCAAAUACUGACCUUGGUGGUGAAGUGGGGGAAGACACUAAACUUGACACUGGAGAAGUAUAACAAACUGGCUUCCACCAUAGAUCCCCCAAAACCAACACUCAGUUGGGGUGAUGUCACCAGUCUUGAAUUCGUGUCUGAUAUUGUGAUUUUGCGGGGCCAUGAUGAUGUGGUGAAACCCCUCCUUCAUAAGGCUGCCUGA